This is a messenger RNA of Carcharodon carcharias (great white shark), 459 nucleotides long. Its product is annotated as rootletin-like. The record is from RefSeq and is a predicted model, not a curated record. Bases 22 to 459 code for a protein of 145 amino acids. The transcript has 4 exons. NCBI's taxonomy places the organism in Eukaryota, Metazoa, Chordata, Chondrichthyes, Lamniformes, Lamnidae.
UGGGCAGACACCGGGCCCAAGAUGGCAAACCCCGACCCCCUGAGGGAGGAGGUGGGUGUCCUCGAACGCGAGUUAGCCAGGGUGGAGGACCACUUGGCGCUGACCAAGGCCGAGAGGGAUGAGCUGGCGAUAAAGUACAGCGCUGUCUGUGAGAGGCUGGAACAGUCUCUGAUGAAGGAGGAGGGUGAUGAGGUGGUGUCCGGCAGCCCCGAGGGGUCUGAAGCGGCGCGGGUCAAUGCGGGUCUGAGACGGCAGCUGGAGGAGGAGCAGAUCGCCUACAAGAGGAAGCUUCAAACCUACCAGGAGGGGCAACAGAGGCAAGCGUUGCUGGUCCAGAAACUACAGGGCAAGCCACCCCCAGCUAGCCAGCCAGCUGGCACCUCCAGCCCGACAUAUCAGCAACUGCAGAGGUCGGAUUCACUGAAGAUUAAGCCAUGUGAGUAUUAUCUCUUGCUGUAA